This is a messenger RNA of Clunio marinus, 306 nucleotides long. Lineage: Eukaryota; Metazoa; Arthropoda; Insecta; Diptera; Chironomidae. The record is from the annotation of a GenBank genome assembly.
AUGCAAAACUGUUUUCAACGAUGUCUAAUCACUAUGAACGAAUUUCCUCAACUGCCAGAUUUUUUGACUCCACUCUCACUUUUGACUUUUGGAAGGUCUCCCUUCCUCUUCUGCAAGAUCGCAUAUUUUACAAUACGACAAACGACUCUUUUUUUUCUUUUCAUUAUCAAUACAAUUGUAUUGAAACUUCUAAAGCUUUGGAAUGGUGUAUGUGCUUUCAAUUUGAGGCAAAUUUAUGCUUGCGGAAAAAUAACACUUCUUGACUUCGAAACAUGUUUAAGUGUUGGCAAUGUUUGCGAAGCUUGA